AUGAGUGUGCUUCUUGCGCAAAUUCUUGCCUUUGCACCGCUUGCAAAUGCGAGGACGCUGCGAGCUGAUAUUAUGCCGGUCAACGAGCAACAAACAACGAAUCGAACAGCAAGUUCUCGUGUUUUGGAAGGGCCCCAAGAAAGAGACGAAGUGGAUCUUAAUCGUUGUCCGCGGCUCUGUCAAGAAGAGGGUCAAGACUCUGAUGUAUUUGAUGCCUGCGUCCGAUGGUGUGGACCCUGCUUGGAGGAAGAUCUUGGCGAUGAAUUUUGCAUCGAUGAAUACAUGGAGUGGACUGGCAUAGCGCCACCAUGGCUUGGCAUGGACAUCAGCAACAUCACGGAAGAACCCAAACCAUUGUGCCCACUGGGGUUUUCGGCAGGAGAGUUUUGGUACACCAGUGAUCCCUUUUGGAAUCUUCAAAAGGUUCGUAUAGUUGGUGUUUAUAACAACACAUCGGAGGAGAGCCAAAGAGUGCUUCCAGAGUUCUUCCAGAUAUGGACCAAGAACUUGGAACAAAAUGACAGGCCUUAUGUGCCCCCUACAGCUUUGGAGGAGAGCUUUGGUGACGAUGUAGUCGUCGAGUCUGGGGCCACAGUGGAACUAGCAGUAACAAUCGAUCUUAAACUUGCCCCUGAGGAUGAUGACGCCAUAUUUAUGAGAGUAUAUACUAAGCCCGGAGGCUUUGACCCAUUGCAGUUUGCUCUUGUAUCCGCCCAAAUCACCUGCUUUGAUGAGGUGAUGCCUUUGCCACCACCACAGCAGGCAUGCCCAACUCAGUUUCUUCCUGGACGAAGCGUGUACAUCAGUGAUCCUCCCUAUGAAAACAUUCGGGCCGUCCAAGUCACUGCAGACUUCAAGAAUCUUCGCGACAUGCCCCUAACCAUCAUGUCCGAUCCGUUUCAGGCAUGGACACAGGGUCCAAACGAGGAAAAUUACGACAAGCCGCCCUCCGUAAUGAACCCUGACGCCGAUGGGCGAGUGAUCCAACCUGGGGAAACAACCACAGUUUUCUUUACCAUUGAUCUGCGUGAUUCUCCGGACUAUCACUCAAAAAUUAGCAUCCGUCUGUACACCUUUGAGUUAGGGGGCAAUCAAGAGGGCAUCGAUCUUGUGGAUACAACAAUAGUCUGCAUCACGUAG
Molecule: messenger RNA, 1140 nt
Organism: Seminavis robusta
Lineage: Eukaryota; Bacillariophyta; Bacillariophyceae; Naviculales; Naviculaceae
Source: the annotation of a GenBank genome assembly